AUGCCCGGCGCAAUGGUGAACGGCACCGGAGCGGCCGUCGACGACGUGGUGCUGACGGGACUGUCGGGCCGCCUGCCCGAGUGCGACAACGUGGAUGAGUUCGCGCAGAAGCUAUUCGACGGUGUCGACCUCGUCACAGCAGACGACCGCCGCUGGACACCAGGUCUUCACGGGCUGCCCGAACGCAAUGGAAAACUUAAAGACCUGGCACACUUUGACGCGACGUUUUUCGGCGUUCACGCAAAACAGGCGCAUCUGAUGGAUCCACAGCUGCGACUGCUGCUGGAGCUCACGCACGAGGCCAUCGUGGACGCCGGCUACAACCCGACCGAGUUGCGCGGCUCGCGCACUGGCGUCUUCGUCGGCGUCUCCAACUCGGAGACCGAGGAGAUGUGGACCGCGGACCCCGACAAGAUCAACGGCUACGCGCUGACCGGGUGCUGCCGGGCCAUGUUCCCCAACCGCAUCUCGUACACGUUCGACUUGAAGGGGCCGUCGUACGCGGUAGACACGGCGUGCUCGAGCUCGAUGUUCGCGCUGGCGCAGGCGACGGCGGCGAUGCGUUCGGGCCAGUGUGACGCGGCCGUGGUGGCCGGUACCAAUCUGUGCCUGAAGCCGGCCAACUCGCUCAACUUCCACCGACUGAGCAUGCUGUCGCCGGAGGGGCGCUGCGCCGCGUUCGACGCGAGCGGGCGCGGCUACGUGCGCUCGGAGGCGGCCGUGGUGGUGCUGCUGCAGCGCCGCGGCGCCGCCCGCCGGCUGUACGCGUCCGUGCGCGGCGCGCGCAUGAACACGGAUGGCAGCAAGGAGCAGGGCAUCACGUUCCCGUCGGGCGCCGUGCAGCGUCAGCUCGCCGAGGAGACAUUCGCCGCGGCGCACCUGCGCCCGCAGGACGUCGCCUACGUCGAGGCGCACGGCACCGGCACCAAGGUCGGAGACCCGCAGGAAGUGAACGCUAUCGCAGAUUUCUUCUGCAAAGGUCGCAAAACACCGCUGCUUUUGGGUUCGGUCAAGUCCAAUAUGGGACACUCGGAGCCGGCGUCUGGACUGUGUUCCAUCGCGAAAGUGGUGGUGGCGAUGGAGCACGGCGUCAUCCCCGCUAACCUACACUACACAUCACCGAAUCCUGACAUUCCGGCACUCAGUGACGGAAGAAUUAAGGUGGUCGCCGAGAACACGCCGUGGGAGGGCGGGCUGGUGGCGGUGAACUCGUUCGGGUUCGGUGGCGCCAACGCGCACCAUCCGCACGACGCCGAUCUGCACUCGCUGUUGGACGCCGUGCACGCGCACAACAUCCCCGGACAUACCUUCCGCGGCUUCCGCCUGCUCACCGACGACCCGGAACCCGUCGAGGAGAUCAUGGAGGCGGACGGUGGCGAGGCGCGGCCCGUGUGGUUCGUGUUCUCGGGCAUGGGGUCGCAGUGGGCGGGCAUGGCGCGCGCGCUGCUGCGGCUACCGCAGUUCGCGCGCAGCGUAGCGCGCUCGGCCGCAGCGCUGCGCCCGCACGGGCUCGACCUGGUGCACCUGCUCUCCGACGCGCCCGACUCGGCCUUUGACGACGUAGUCGCCUCCUUCGUGUCCAUCGCCGCCGUGCAGGUGGCGCUCGUGGAUGUGCUGCGCGAGCUGGGCGUGCGCCCCGACGGCAUCGUCGGACACUCCGUCGGCGAGAUCGGGUGCGCGUACGCGGACGAGACGCUUACGGCGGAGCAGGCAGUGCUGGCAGCGUACUGGCGCGGGCGCAGCAUCGUGGACGCCGCGCUGCCGCCGGGCGCCAUGGCGGCCGUGGGGCUUGGCUGGGACGCGGCUGCCGCGCGCUGUCCGCCCGACGUCGUGCCCGCCUGCCACAACGCGCCCGACAGCGUCACGGUGUCAGGUCCGGUGGAGUCUGUAGAGAAGUUCGUGGCGGAGUUGAGCGCGGAGGGCAUCUUCGCGCGGCGCGUCAACAGCUCGGGCGUGGCGUUCCACAGCAAGUACAUCGCGGCCGCCGCGCCGCUGCUGCGCCGCAGCCUCGAGCGCGUCAUCCCGCACCCCAAGCCGCGCUCGCAGCGCUGGAUAUCCUCCUCGUUGCCCAAGGACCAGUGGGAUUCCGACAUCGCGGCGCUGAGCUCCGUGGAGUACCACGUGAACAACCUGCUGUCGCCGGUGCGGUUUGCGGAGGCGCUGCAGUCGGUGCCGGCGCGCGCGCUGCUGCUGGAGCUGGCGCCGCACGCGCUGCUGCAGGCCGUGCUGCGGCGCGCGCUGCCGGCGCCGGGCGCGGCGCACGUGGCGCUGCUGCGGCGCGACGCGCGCGACCCGUUGCGCCACCUAUUGGCGGCGCUGGGCCGCGCGUAUUGCGGCGGAGCGCAGCCGCGGCUCGGCGUGCUGUACCCGGCGCCGCGCUGGCCCGUGGCGCGCGGCACGCCACGCCUGGCGGCGCACGUGCUGUGGGACCACUCGCAGGAGUGGAGCGUGGCGCACUUCGGCGGCGCCGCGCGCUCUGGCGAGUGCGUGCUCGAGUGCGACCUGGCGCGCCCCGAGGACGCGUUCGUGGCCGGCCACAACAUCGACGGCCGCGUGCUCUUUCCCGCCACCGGAUACCUGACGCUCGUGUGGAAAACAAUGGCUAAAAUUAAUAAUCGCAAAUUAGAAGAAACCCCAAUUUUACUCGAAAACGUCCAAUUUAAGCGUGCCACAAUCGUAUCUCGCGACGCUCCCGUACGCUUCCUCAUCAACAUUCUGGACGGCAGCGGGCAGUUCGACGUGUGCGAAGGCGGCGCCGUCGUCGUGACGGGCAACGUGCGCCUGGUCGAGGAGCCCGCCGCCGAGCGCCUGGCGCUACCCGAACACGUCGCCGAUGCGGAGCCGGACCAGCUGCCGCUCGUCACCGACGACAUAUAUAAGGAGCUGCGACUCCGCGGGUACAACUACGGCGGCGUGUUCCGCGGCAUCCGCACGUCGGACGCGCGCGGUACCGCCGGCACGCUCGCCUGGGACGGCAACUGGAUCUCGUUCAUGGACACCAUGCUGCAGUUCGGCAUCAUCGGCGUGGACACGCGCGAGCUGUACCUGCCCACGCGGCUGCAGCGCGCGCUCAUCGACCCUGCGGCGCAGCCGGCGCCCGACGCCGCGGCGGCGGUGCCGGUGCGGAUGCUGCGCGACAUCGACGUGAUCUCGGCGGGCGGCGUGGAGCUGCGCGGCGUCAAGACCAGCCUCGCGCCGCGCCGCGCCAACCCGCAGCCCGCGCCCAAGCUGGAGAAGCACGUGUUCGUGCCGUACGAGGCGGAAGCGGGCGUGGAGGACAAGGACGCAACGCGGUCGCGGCGUGACGCGCUCACUGCGUGCCUGCAGCUGGUGCUGGAGAACGCGGGCGUGCUGCGGCUGCGCGGCGUGGAGGCGGCGCUGGGCCGGCCGGCCGACGCGCUGCUGCUGCCGCAUGUGCUGCCGCUGCUGCAGGCCGAGCCGCAGGCGCGCCUCGACGCUAGCCUGGCCGCCGGCUCGCAACACGCGCUUUACACCGCCGCCAUGGAGCCCUUGGCCGUUAAAGUGACGAAUAAGGACGCGGCAAGCACACCGCCGGACAGCGAGUGUCACCUGGUGAUGGCCGCGGACGCGCUGGCUUUAGGCGCGCCCGUGCUGACGCAGCUGGCGGAGGCGCUGGCGCCCAGCGGCAUGCUGCUGCUAGAAGAGCCACGCGCCGCACUCGACACACCUGCCGCUGCCGGCGCACUCGCCACAGCUGGCUUGGAACUCGUAGCCUGCCAGCGCGCCGCCCUCCGCGACUACCUCCUGCUGCACCGCCGCCCCACCGUGCCCGACACGCACGUGGUGGUCGAGGUCGACGAGGACUCGUCGUACAGCUGGCUGGAGCCGCUGCGGGAGGCGCUAGCGAGCGCCGAGAGCGAGGACAUGCGCGUGUACGCGUGGUCGCGUGCGCCCACCGCUGGGCUGCUGGGACUGGGCACGUGCCUGCGCGCCGAGCCGGGUGGCCGCGCGCUACGCCUGUACUUCCUGCCCGGCGCGAGCGAACCCUUCGCCCCACACGCGCCCGCCUACGCGCGCCAGGUGCGCAAGGACCUGGCCUUCAACGUACUGCGCGCCGGCGUCUGGGGCUCCUACAGGCACCUGUUGUUGCCCGACUCCGCCGACAUGCAGCUGCAGGUGGAGCACGCGUACGUGAACACACUGACGCGUGGCGACCUGUCCUCGCUGCGCUGGAUCGAGAGCCCGCUGCGGCUGGCCGCCGCCAGCCCGGCGCCGGGCCGCACGCUGUGCCGCGUGCACUACGCGCCGCUCAACUUCCGCGACAUCAUGCUGGCCACCGGAAAGCUGCCGCCCGACGCGCUGCCCGGCAACCUCGCGGGACAGGUACGUCACGCUGUGCCGCGUACACUACGCGCCGCUCAACUUCCGCGACAUCAUGCUGGCCACCGGAAAGCUGCCGUCCGACGCGCUGCCCGGCAACCUCGCGGGACAGGUACGUCACGCUGUGCCGCGUACACUACGCGCCGCUCAACUUCCGCGACAUCAUGCUGGCCACCGGAAAGCUGCCGCCCGACGCGCUGCCCGGCAACCUCGCGGGACCGUUACGUCACGCUGUGCCGCGUACACUACGCGCCGCUCAACUUCCGCGACAUCAUGCUGGCCACCGGAAAGCUGCCGCCCGACGCGCUGCCCGGCAACCUCGCGGGACAGGUACGUCACGCUGUGCCGCGUACACUACGCGCCGCUCAACUUCCGCGACAUCAUGCUGGCCACCGGAAAGCUGCCGCCCGACGCGCUGCCCGGCAACCUCGCGGGACCGGUACGUCACGCUGUGCCGCGUACACUACGCGCCGCUCAACUUCCGCGACAUCAUGCUGGCCACCGGAAAGCUGCCGCCCGACGCGCUGCCCGGCAACCUCGCGGGACAGGUACGUCACGCUGUGCCGCGUACACUACGCGCCGCUCAACUUCCGCGACAUCAUGCUGGCCACCGGAAAGCUGCCGUCCGACGCGCUGCCCGGCAACCUCGCGGGACAGGUACGUCACGCUGUGCCGCGUACACUACGCGCCGCUCAACUUCCGCGACAUCAUGCUGGCCACCGGAAAGCUGCCGCCCGACGCGCUGCCCGGCAACCUCGCGGGACAGGUACGUCAUGCUGUGCCGCGUGCACUACGCGCCGCUCAACUUCCGCGACAUCAUGCUGGCCACCGGAAAGCUGCCGCCCGAUGCGCUGCCCGGUAACCUCGCGGGACAGGUACGUCACGCUGUGUCGCGUGCACUACGCGUCGCUCAACUUCCGCGACAUCAUGCUGGCCACCGGCAAGCUGCCGCCCGAUGCGCUGCCCGGUAACCUCGCGGGACAGGAGUGCAUUCUGGGGCUGGAGUUCAGCGGCGUGUCGGCUGGCGGCAAGCGCGUGAUGGGCAUGGUGGCGGCGCGCGGGCUGGCCACGUCGGUACUGGUUGACGACGACUUCCUGUGGGAGAUACCGGCGCACUGGUCUCUGGAACAGGCGGCCACCGUGCCCGUAGCGUACGCUACCGCGUACUACGCGCUGAUCGUGCGCGGCCGCAUGCGGCGCGGCGACGCCGUGCUGGUACACGCGGGCUCGGGCGGCGUGGGGCAAGCCGCCAUCGCGCUGGCGCUGCACCACGGUUGCCACGUGUUCACCACCGUGGGCUCGCCCGAGAAGCGUGCUUUCCUACGCGAGCGCUUCCCGCAGCUGCUCGACGAGAACAUCGGCAACUCGCGCGACACGUCCUUCGAGCAGCUGGUGCUGCGGCGCACGCGCGGCCGCGGCGUCGACCUGGUGCUCAACUCGCUGGCCGCCGACAAGCUGCUCGCCUCCGUGCGCUGCCUCGCCAACGGCGGACGCUUCCUCGAGAUCGGCAAGCUCGACCUCUCCAACAACACUCCUUUGGGCAUGGCGAUAUUCUUGAAGAACACGACAUUCCACGGCAUCUUGCUGGACGCGCUCUUCGAUGCGAACGCGGAAGCGGAAGCGGGUGCGGAGAGCGAGCGCGCGGCCGUGGUGCGCUGCGUAGCGGAGGGGUUGGCCAGCGGCGCCGUGCGCCCACUGCCCAGCACCGUCUUCUCCGACCAACAGCUCGAGCAGGCCUUCCGGUACAUGGCCACGGGCAAGCACAUCGGCAAGGUGCUGCUGCGCUUACGCGACGAGGAGUCCGGCCCCGCCCCCAAGCUGGUGUCUGCCGUGCCGCGCACCUACUUCCAUCCUGAAAAAUGCUACGUGCUCAUCGGCGGGCUGGGCGGGUUCGGAUUGGAGCUGGCGGAGUGGUUGGUGGUGCGCGGUGCCACUUGCCUGCUGUUCAAUUCGCGCAGCGGUGUGCGCACCGGCUACCAGGCCUGGUGCAUCCGCCGGUGGCGAGCGCGCGGAGUGCGCGUGGCGCUGAGCGGCGCGGACGCGUGCACUGCCGCGGGCGCGCGCGCUCUGCUGCGGCAGGCGGCGGCGCUGGCGCCUGUGGCCGGCCUGUUCCAGCUGGCCGCCGUGCUACGCGACGCCUUCCUCGCCAGCCAGACGCACGAUGACUUCCGCGCCGUCGCCCGCCCCAAGAUUGACGCCACGAAGGCUUUGGAUUUGGCCACACGCGAAUUGUGUCCGGAACUCGAAUACUUCGUGGUGUUCUCUUCGGUGUCAUGCGGACGCGGUAACCCGGGACAGAGCAAUUACGGAUUGGCCAAUUCUGCCAUGGAGCGGAUUGUGGAGCAACGCCAGGCUGACGGUUUGCCCGGCCUAGCCGUGCAGUGGGGAGCGAUCGGCGAAGUGGGGCUGAUCGUGGAGACGAUGGGCGGCGACGAGACCGAGGUGGGCGGCACGGUACCGCAGCGCGUGGCGUCGUGCAUGGCGGCGCUGGGCUCGCUGCUGGCGCGUCCUCACGCCGUGACCGCGUCCAUGGUGCUUGCCGACAAGCGCCGCGCCGCCGCCGCGCCCAAGCACGACCUGCUGCACGCCGUCGCCAACAUCCUGGGUAUCAAGGAUCCGAGUAAAGUGUCAGAAACCGCCAAUUUGGCCGAGCUGGGUAUGGACUCGCUGAUGGGCGCCGAGAUCAAGCAGACACUGGAGCGCGGUUACGACGUGGUGCUGGGUGUGCAGGAGAUUCGAGCGCUGACGUUCGCGAAGUUGCGCACGCUAGCCGGCGGCGAGCCGGAGUCCGCGCCGGCGGCCGCGCCCAGCUCCGCGCCCGCGCCCGCCCCGCCUAACGAGACGAAACAGCCGCAACCGCUGCCCGCCAGCGACGAGGUGCAGUUCGCUGGCCUGAGCGAGCUCAUGCCCAAGCAAGUGCUAGUGACAAUGCCCAGCGCUGCACCCGAUGAUCCCAACAUUAAUCCUGUCUUCAUGGUGCACCCGAUCGAGGGCGUGGUAGAGCGGCUGCGCGGCGUGGCGUGCGGCGUGCGCGCGCCGGUGCGCGGCUUGCAGUGCACGGCCGCCGCGCCGCUGCAGGACAUGCGCGCGUUGGCGCAGCACUACGUGGCGCACGUGCGCGCGCACCAGCCGCGCCCGCCCUACACGCUGCUCGGCUACUCCUUCGGCGCCAGCGUCGCCUUCGAGAUGGCGCUGCAGCUCGAGCAGGCGGGGCUGGGCGUGCGGCUGGUGCUGGUGGACGGCUCACCGGACUAUGUGGCCACGCACACGUCGCGCGGCACGGCCAAGCGCCAGGCGCGCUCGCAGGCCACCGACGAGGCCGACGCGCUCGCCUACUUCGCGCAGCUCUUCAAGGACGUCGACGUCACCAAGGUGGCGGCGGAGCUGGAGGCGCGGGGCGGCGGGGAAGAGCGCGUGCGGCGCGUGACGGCGCGGCUGGGCGGCGCCACGCCGCACGCGGCGCAGGCGCUGGCCGCAGCCGCCGGCUCGUUCUACCGCAAGCUGGUGGCCGGCGACGCCUACCGGCCCGCGCGUCGCCUGGCCGCGCCCGUCACGUUGUUCACCGCGCGCGAUAACUACGUGGCGCUGCCCGCCGACUACGGGCUGGCCGAGCGCUGUGCCGGCCCGCUCGCCACGCGCCAACUGCCCGGCGACCACCGCACCAUCCUGACGGGCGCUUCGGCGCGCGCCAUCGCCGCCCACCUGUCGGAGCUGCAGCAGCAGGAGCCGCAGCAGCAGCAGCCGCAGCAGGCGCGCCACUAG
Molecule: messenger RNA, 8103 nt
Organism: Parnassius apollo (apollo)
Lineage: Eukaryota; Metazoa; Arthropoda; Insecta; Lepidoptera; Papilionidae
Source: the annotation of a GenBank genome assembly